Thalassophryne amazonica is the source of this 753-nucleotide messenger RNA. It is a transcript of the gene mrps24, whose product is annotated as mitochondrial ribosomal protein S24. Gene Ontology annotation, cellular component: mitochondrion. Gene Ontology annotation, biological process: translation. The transcript has 4 exons. The record is from RefSeq and is a predicted model, not a curated record. Bases 16 to 738 code for a protein of 240 amino acids. NCBI's taxonomy places the organism in Eukaryota, Metazoa, Chordata, Actinopteri, Batrachoidiformes, Batrachoididae.
AAAUACGACUGGUAAAUGGAGAGCGUUGCCUUUCUUUCCGAUACAGCGUCCGCAGGACUUCAGACGCAGCCCCAACCCGAGUAUCAAUCUCACAUGAUGGUUAAACCCGCCAAUCAAAGGAGGAAGAAGAAGAAGACGAAGACGAACACUCAUCAAGAGGAUGAACUGAUGCAGCAGGUGGCAGCAAUGCACCAAAAAGGAUGCCGGCAAACGCCGAAGAAGAAGAAGAUAAAAAUGGCCGCGUCCUUGAGUAGUGCGCGAAGCCUGAAACUUAUGAACACUUUAUCAUUAAUCAGCUCCGGUGGAAGCAGAAGCCUUCAUGUCACUGCAACAUACUGCAAGAAUCGAGCAGCUCGUGUCCGAGUGGGGAAAGGAGACAAACCUGUGACUUACGAGCAAGCGUGGCCCCCUCACUACAUUGCCCACCGUAAAGGCUGGCUGUCGCAACACACAGGUAACCUGAGCGGAGAGGAAGGAGCAGCAGAGCGUAUAGUGGAGGACGUGUUCUUCCGUCGAUUCAUGACCGGGACCUUCCAUGGCUGCUUGGCCAAUGAGAUUGUAAUCAAAAGGAGAGGAAACAUGAUUGUAAUAUGUGCUUUCAUGAUCCAGAAGUUACUGCCCACCAAGUUUUACUUCUUAAUAGGGUACACAGAGACAUUGCUGUCCUACUUCUACAAAUGUCCUGUCAAAUUAGAGAUCCAGACGCUGGAGGACAAAGUUGUGUACAAAUAUAUCUGAUGGAUCUGCAAUUUA